Nanorana parkeri is the source of this 1663-nucleotide messenger RNA. RefSeq names its product suppressor of SWI4 1 homolog. The record is from RefSeq and is a predicted model, not a curated record. The coding region runs from base 71 to 1663 and encodes 530 amino acids. NCBI's taxonomy places the organism in Eukaryota, Metazoa, Chordata, Amphibia, Anura, Dicroglossidae. Gene Ontology annotation, molecular function: rRNA binding. Gene Ontology annotation, cellular component: preribosome, large subunit precursor. Gene Ontology annotation, biological process: ribosomal large subunit assembly; rRNA processing. The transcript has 12 exons.
CUGUGUUGCACGUUCAAAGCGGAAGUGUGUGUCGCCGCACGUGUGUAGAAGUUAGAGCGGAGCUGAUGCUAUGGGGAAGGAGAAGACAAAGAACCAGAAGAAGCUGCGAGCCGUCUCCGUCCACAAUGCGGAGGAAGACUAUUCCGGCGUCCCGCACUCCUUCGUCUUCCAUCGCGGACAGAUUGGGAAGAACGUGCAGCAGCUGAUCGCGGACGUCCGGCAGGCGAUGGAGCCGUUCACGGCCUCGUCUCUCAAGGUCCGCAAGAACAACAGCCUGAAGGACUUUGUUGCCGUGGCCGGUCCCCUGGGAGUCACCCAUUUCCUGAUCUUCAGCAAGACGGAAAACUACAUCAACUUUAAAUUUGUCCGUGUGCCCCGAGGACCCACGCUGCAUUUCAAGGUGACCCAGUACUCGUUGGUGAAGGACGUCAUCUCCUCUCUCAAGCGACAUCGGAUGCACGAGCAGCAGUUCGCUCACCCGCCUCUGCUGGUGCUCAACAACUUCGGCACGCAGGGGAUGCACGUGAAGGUGAUGGCCACCAUGUUCCAGAACAUGUUCCCCUCCAUCAAUGUUCACAAGGUGAACUUGAAUACGAUCCGCAGAUGUAUCCUCAUCAAUUAUAACGAGGACUCCCAGACGCUGGACUUCAGACAUUACAGUUUGAAGGUGGUUCCGGUAGGAAUGAGCAAAGGUGUAAAGAAGCUUCUGCAGGAGAAGUUUCCCAAUAUGAAUCGCUGGGAGGACAUCAGUGAGCUGCUGGUCAAAGGAGCCAACCUCUCUGAGAGCGAGGCGGAGCAGGAUGGGGACCACAACAUCACGGAGCUGCCCCAGGCCUAUGCCGGCAGGGGCAACAUGAAGUCCCAACAGAGCGCCGUGCGUCUGACUGAGAUUGGACCCCGGCUGACGCUGCAACUGGUAAAGAUAGAGGAGGGCUUGGGUGACGGCAAAGUCUUGUAUCACAGCUUCGUAAAAAAGACGGAGGAGGAGAUCCUGGCCAUGCUGAGUCGCAAAGAGAAGAAGCUGAAGCUGAAGAACGCGCGGAAGCAAAAACAAGAGCAGAAUGUGCAGAAAAAGCAGCAGGAGAAGGAGGAGAACAAAAGCCGCAGUUUGGCCGGCAUGAAGCGGAAGAGAGGUGAAGGCGAUGAAGGGGACAGUGAGGUGGAGGACCCCGGGAUUUCGGGUGAACAAAAUCCCGCUGAGCUGUCGGAAGAUGACGACGCCGAGUAUUACAGACAGGAGGUUGGGGUGGAGCCGGACCAAGACCUGUUCCUCCACGGACGUAAGAAGUCCUUUGCGGGCCGGAAGUUUGGACCUCCCAGAAAGCAGUUUAAAGGUUCUAAAGGACCCGCCAAGCGCAGAUCGGAUUCGGAUUCCCGCCCGGAACAUCACAAGGCCAAAUUCUCCGUACACAAAAAGUCAAAGUUCCAAAAAGGACAGUCGCCCCGGCCCGGCAAAAAGGGACAAAAGUUUGAUAGAACGAAGGAGGGCAAAGCGGCCCACAAGCGCCCAGCCGCCGCCCAGGGCAACAAGAGGACCUUCAAGAAGCCGGGGGCGUUCGGCACAAAGGGCCCGCAGAGGGGGAAGCACGCGAAGACGAACGCCGGGCGUAAAGUUGGAGGGCCGAAGGGAAAGGCUUUCAAGCAGAAGAGAAAAUCGCAUUAA